GCAAUGAAUGUAACUAUUUUUUCUCUUAAACUAGAUAUCUCGAAUUUAAGUUUGUACAUAAUUAGUUUUAAAGAAUAUUUUUAUGGUAAAGAUUAGUUACUUCGAGUGAGUUGUAUACAAAAAACAUGAAUUGAAUUUCAAUGUGAACGUUGAGCGCUAAACAGAAAUCAAAAAUGACAAAAGACAGAUAUUUUUAGUAGUUAGAUGAAUAAAAAAUACUCUUAUCUUGUAUUGGAAGAAGCGGGCGAUUAAAUUGGGUUGAUAAAAAUGUCAACUUUCACUAAUUAGUAGAAAUCUUGGAUCAAAUCUCUUACUUAUUAUUACUAUAUAUAUAUAUAAUUUCAGAAUUUAUUUAGAGAUCUGUGCAUUUGGGUAUUCUUUAGUUUAUAUUAUGCUAUCUGGGUCAUUCUCAUUUUGCCCCCAUAGUACUUGUCUCCUUGUUUCUUGAAAAUCCCACAAAAAUUUGGGAUUUUUGUUGUUUUUGUGUUUUUUUCACUGUAUUGUUUUGCCCCAUGUGAUAAAUGUUCAAUAUCUUGGACUAACUGUACAUAAUUCUUGAAAAAAAUCCAAUCUUUGUGUUUGAUUUGUUUUCAGUGUGUACAGAUUCAUGGAGAAUUCUUUGUGUUAUGUGAUGUUCUUGUCAUUUUUGUUUGUGGGUAGUUGUUAUUCUUUCUAUAAUGUAGAACAAGAAAAUGAUAGAAUUACUUAUUUGCCUGGGCAACCAGAAAAUGUACAAUUUAGUCAGUAUUCAGGUUAUGUAACUGUAAAUCAGCAAGCUGGAAGGGCAUUGUUUUACUGGUUGAUUGAAUCACCAUCGACUCGUUAUCCUGAGAAAAGGCCACUUGUUUUGUGGCUUAAUGGAGGGCCAGGAUGUUCUUCUGUAGCUUAUGGAGCUGCUGAAGAAAUCGGCCCGUUUCAUAUUAAUGCUGAUGGGAAGACACUUUACUUGAAUCCUUACUCAUGGAACAACUUGGCGAAUUUGCUUUUUCUUGAAUCACCAGCUGGAGUUGGUUUUUCUUAUACAAAUACUACCUCAGAUUUGUAUGAUGCUGGUGAUCAAAGAACAGCUGAAGAUACCUACCAGUUUCUUAUCAAGUGGUUUGAAAGGUUUCCUCAGUACAAGCAUAGAGAAUUUUACAUUGCUGGAGAAAGUUAUGCAGGGCAUUAUGUUCCGCAGCUAUCUCAACUUGUCUACCAGAGGAACAAGGGAAUCAAGAACCCAAUUAUAAAUUUCAAGGGCUUUAUGGUUGGAAAUGCUGUUACCGAUGAUUACCAUGACUAUGUUGGCACGUUCGAGUACUGGUGGACUCAUGGCUUGAUUUCGGAUUCUACAUACAAGCUUCUCCAGAUAACAUGUGACACAGGAUCGUCUGAACAUCCUUCCACUGAUUGUACUAAAGCUCUUCUGCUUGCAGAUCAUGAGCAGGGAAAUAUUGACCCAUAUAGCAUAUAUACUCGUCCUUGUGCCAGUACUAAUGCACUUCACCGCAACCUAAGGGGUCAUUAUCCAUGGAUGUCCAGAGCAUAUGAUCCUUGUACCGAGAGGUACUCUGAUGUUUAUUUUAAUCUCCCAGAGGUACAAAAGGCAUUCCAUGCUAAUGUAACUAAGAUUGCCUAUCCUUGGAAAACAUGCAGUGAUAUUGUCGGAGACUACUGGGACGAUUCUCCUUUGUCAAUGCUUCCCAUCUACCAUGAGCUAAUAGCGGCUGGUCUCAGGAUAUGGGUAUUCAGUGGCGAUACUGAUUCAGUUGUUCCUUUAACCGCAACUCGAUAUUCUAUAGAUGCAUUGAAGCUUCCAACUAUCACAAACUGGUACCCUUGGUAUGACAAUAAAAAGGUUGGAGGAUGGAGCCAAAUAUACAAAGGGUUAACCCUUGUAACUAUAACAGGAGCAGGGCAUGAAGUGCCUCUUCAUCGCCCUCGUCAAGCUUUCAUUCUAUUCAGAUCAUUUUUGGAGAACAAGCCCAUGCCAAGCUAAACAAAGUCAAUCUGUAGAGAAUCUUCGAUUGAUCAUGUUGUCAAAGGACCAGAGAUAACGAUAUAAUCCCUCAUUUCUUUCCCCUUGACUGGUAUAUCAGUAAAGGCCGCGGGGCAGAUUCAAGAUUAUUACACCUCAAUAAUGCUAUACAAUGGCUACAUUAGAAUUUCCAUUCAUAAAUUAGUUUGACUUCAUUUUGUAGAUAAAAGCAUUCCAUGUAAAUGGAGUUUCCAGUUGAAGACAAUCUUAUUAGGAAAUCCUACUUGUUUGGAGACAAAUUUGACUCCUUGCAACUUUAGCUUUUUCCAAAUAUUACACUUUAGACAAAUCAUGUACUAUUCUUGAUGAGUAUUAGACUUAAGUCCCGUAGAAAUAUGCGUGGUAUCGUCUUUGUGUUUCA
This is a messenger RNA of Solanum pennellii, 2378 nucleotides long. Its product is annotated as serine carboxypeptidase-like 27. Gene Ontology annotation, biological process: proteolysis. Gene Ontology annotation, cellular component: vacuole. Bases 608 to 1978 code for a protein of 456 amino acids. The record is from RefSeq and is a predicted model, not a curated record. Gene Ontology annotation, molecular function: serine-type carboxypeptidase activity. Lineage: Eukaryota; Viridiplantae; Streptophyta; Magnoliopsida; Solanales; Solanaceae. The transcript has 9 exons.